AGGUCGUUGUUCCACAUAUCUUCCACGCCUGAGGUACUGGAUAUUGCUCAACAUAACGCAGUACAGUAUCAACCUGGGACUGGGAGGGAGAACGGUGCGGACGUUUUGAACUGAGGGAUGAGAUAGAUCGUGACACCGGCAUAGCCUAAUUCAACCCAAUUUAAUUAAAAGGAUUUAGGACGCAUUUUGUCUUCAAUACUUUUCUUCGUCAUCACCAAUUAAUUAUUACUACUUAGUUUAUUUUAACUACAUAGUACUACAUAGGAUACGUGUAAUAGGAUAAGGCGGACAGGAGAACUUACCUCCUGUCUUAACUUUGAGUUAAUUGGUUCGCGCCAGGGGCAUCCCCAGUCCAUCCAGUUGUAAAAGAAAGGUGCCUAACCGUACAGAUAGAUACAGGAAGGUGGUCAAAUGCAGUGCUCUAUGCCGAACCGCUAUCUCUUCGUGUAUUAAAUGAGUAUUUUUUUUAGUCUACACUGUUCUGUGUCCGCACUCACCCUAACAGACCCGCCCGUCAAGCUUCCACGAUUCACUUUCUCUUUCACACCUCCAAUAAUAUUUUAUACCAAAAAAUUACCAAGGUCAUAGAAAACCUGAUGAUUACCUGUAUUUCAUUAUAUAGUACAUCACCUAGUAUCCGAAAUUCCCGCCUUAAGAGAUAGCUGAAGGUAUAUUCUUGCUAGGUGUCGUUAUUGCAACAUUCACUUCACCUUCAUCUUAUGUAUGAUACGAAAUAACAGAUCAUUGAUAGUAGAAGUUCUGUAUAAAGACAUUUGACAGCCACUAAUGUGUAAUGAUGACGAUUUUACUGAAUAUUUAUGUGUUUAUCUCUGCUGAGUUUCGUAAGUAAAGGAGUCGGUAUUUUGGGGUUCGUUGGUCAGCGUUAACAAACAUGAUUACGUCUCUAUCUGUGUGUGUUUGGAAUAUUCUGUACUCAUUCCUCUACUUGGAGGAUAUUUACUCGAUAUACUGUACGUAAUUGUAAUGGCGGAUAUAAUUUUGCCAUGGUAUCUAUCUAAUGAUUCCACAUAACAUGCAGACACCGAAAAGCGGAGAUUCAAGAUGCAGCGAGUGGGGUUCAUUACGUCUUACUCCAUGUGGAUGACGGGGCCGAGUUUGAUCAACUCAAAGGCUGUGUACAGGAUUACAUAUCUUCAACGGCUACGUUAUCAACGAGUUUGUUGCAUCAAUCAACAUCAUUCUAAACACAAUGGACCCCAACAAGCAUUUCACAAUAAUAAUUGUUUGAGGAUUAUUUGUGGUUGGAUGGGAGUUUUUACUCCUGCAGUGAUAAGAACUCAGUCCAGAUAUUAUGUCACUCAAACCAGUGAUGAUGACUUUGAUGAUUCAGGCAUCAUCAGUGAUUCUGAAUUUGACAUUGAUGGCCUUGACAGAGACAGAACUUUAAGCAAAGACCAAUUUGAUCUACUAAGAGUUAACUUAUAUCAGAAUUCAAAUGAUCCGAUUGUGAAAACAAUAAGUCAAGCCAAUAGUCUUCAGGAAGUGUUUGAUACAAUUGACAAAUGCAGAGACUUCUUAACAGCAGAGCAAUCAAGCCAAGCCAUUGUUACACUCUGGGAUCUUCAGAAAGUGUAUGGAAGAUAUGGCCUUGAUUAUUCUUCCGUUACAAAUUUUCAACUUAAUACUUUAUUAGAAAAAAUUUUGAAUCACCCAACGUUUGAAAAAUUAUUAAAACACUUAGAAAAUGUCUGUGAAGAUUUGAAUAACACUGCAAUUUCCUGUAUGCUUCUAUAUUUGAAUAAGAUAGGAUUAAGGACUGAUGCACCUUUAAUGCAGAAACUUUCAGUAUUAUGCUUGGAAAGAUUAAAUAAUUUUAAUUUAAAUUCAUUGUCACGGCUUACAGUGUACCUACGAGACCAAGGUAUUAAAGCUUACUUUCUUCAGUCGAAGCUCCUGCCUAUUGUGGCAGACAAACUCAGAACUUGCUCAACACUUGAAGAAUUACAUUUGAUAACUAUAUGCCUAAAUAGUACAAAGAAAAUUAUUACAGAAUCUUUAAUUAAUGAAUACAGAAAAUUUGUUGAGAAAAAUUUGGAGGCGGGAAAUUUUGAAACUUGUGAUCCCAAGGUAAUAUUGAAAAUAAUAAAGCUUCUUAACUAUUCAAAAUGGUCAUCAAAACACUACUUCCUGUGUCGUCAGCUUAUGUUGUGUCUAGUGAAUAGGAUGCCGUCACUUGGUAUCUGGCAAGUUAUUGAUUUAAGUAAUUACUUCCAGAAUUUUUUAGAACCUCGUGAAAUAUUCACCAAGAUCCAACAAUAUUCUGUAUCACAAAUUGAAGUGUCUAAGAAUUCCAUUACAGGGCCUGAGCUGUUAUAUUUAGCUCCUUUUGGUUCAUUAAAUAGGAAGAAGUAUUUUGAAGAGUUGGUUGCUGAACAACUUGAUAAUGCAGAGUUUUAUGACUAUAUUGGUGUAAUUUUCAAGACUUUAAGAUAUAUUAAAACCUCAAAUACUAAACUGUGUAAUGCAUUUUGGACUAAGUCAAUGAAAGCGGUUGAGAGAGAGAUUGAUCAAACUACCAAUUUUCAAUUAGGCUUUGAAGAAAUACUACGCAGAAAGGUAUACCACCGGUACAUGUAUUUCAACAACAACCUUGGUGGAACAUACAGAAACUAUCACAUGGAAAAGAAUAUGUCAUCGCUGUUGCUUAAGGAUAUACGUAGUCCAACUGGCCUCGUACCUAACAAACUGGCCAGCAUGUCAGCAUUCCUGAUCAGCUAUGAUAGCAGAGAGGGAUUACCUGAAGAUAUUGUUGAGAAAAUUAUACAGUAUGGGUCUCAGUUCACCUCUUUUGAUGUUUUAAACUUGUCUCGAGGGGUCCAAAUAACACUGGCUCUAAAUCCCAAGAAUACUCGUAGGAGGCUUAUGGAGCAGAUCACUGCAAUAUGCCGUAUGCUUGACACCUGUGCAGAAGAACAAUUAAAGACUGCAAAGUCAUUAAUAGAUGUCACAACUAUUACACGGGCUUAUCUUAGUCGUCAUGGAUCUCCCAGAACUUUCUUAUUUGAUAAACUAGUCCAUGCACACCUCCCCUUUCUUCACGAACUGAAUUCACGUCUUCUGAGAGACAUCUGCUACUUCUUUUACACCACCAAACAUUUGGCUCCACAGAUAUUGGAUGCCUUGGCUCAGUAUGUAGUAGACAACCAAGAGUAUAUUCUGGUAGAUACGAUUGAGCGUUUGCUGAGCUGCUUGUAUACCCUCGGUCAUUAUCCUGCAACUGGACAACAGUUCUUCUCAGCUUGCACCAACAGCUUAUCGAAGGAUGCCCAUCAACUUAGUGGUUUAAAUAUUCUCCAGUUGUGUCUGGGACUGAAUAUGUAUGGUCAGUUGUCAUCCAAGCUGAUUCACAAUAUAUUUAACCUCAGUUUCCUCGAUAAAUUAGAUGAAGAAAUAUCAGGAUGCUAUUCAAAGGCAACGUAUCCUGCACGUGUACGUCAUAUGCUUAUGGAAUUAAAUCGUGCUGUUUGCAUUGACCAUCCAGAGGAGAAAAUUCCAUGGUUUCACGAGAAGUAUUGUGAAGAACUUCUUGAAACAGUUGCAGUUCCUAAUAGUGUCUUCCAUACUGAGGUACACCAAGCUCUUUCCCAGUUGGUUGGGGGACCUGAUGUCUUAAGAGCCAAUGUCAAAACUCCUUACUAUUAUCUUCUGGAUUUUGAAUUCCUUCUGGAUGAAGAGAAUCAACCAGUACCAGUGAAGGAGUAUAUCUCACCAAGAGAGAAAUCUAAUACUUCUGAUUAUUGUCAUAUUGAGAAUAAAGCUGGAUAUAGGAGGAUGGCUGUUCUGCUCCAUAAAGAAAGUAGCUACUGCAUCAACAGUCGUCAGCUGAUGGGUCGCCACCAGGUGGAACGUCGUCACUUAGAAAUGUUGGGUUACACUGUGAUAGAAGUGCCGCACUUCAUGUGGUAUUCAAUGGCACAUGCAACAUUUUCAGAUAAAAUGGAGUACCUGAAAAACAUCCUUUACUCCCAAACAUCCUGAUGGAAAUGUAUUCACAUUUAUAUUGUCUUGGUUGUACAGGUAUAUAUAGUAAGAAACAGAUUUUAUAUUUAUUAACAAGUUGAUUUCAACAAGAGGCAAAUACUUCAUGUAUCUGUAACAAUGUUGAAGACUUAACAUAGUACAUACUACAGUACUUUAAAUGAGUAUUAGAUUAUUACUUUGAAGUACUGUAUAAAUAUUAUUUUGUACUUUAUUUCAUGUAUGUUUACUUGAGAAGAUAAACCAUUGGUAUGAAAGUAUCACUGUACCCUUUUGUUGUCUCCUGCCAUGUAUCUGGAGGAAAAGUGGAAAUGCUCAUCAAAAAAUACUUCAGAUAGGACUUGAAUUUUUAAAAUUUACUACAAUAUAUUUAUACUCAGGUAGUAAUCAAGACUUUUAUGGAAAAUGUCUGCAUGAAACUCUGCUUUGAAUGAGGGUAAGGGGACAAAUUGUAUAAAUUAGAGGUAAGCCCGUUGGAUAUCUAGGGGCCUUAUUAUGGAGGGGAAUACCUCGACAAAACAAAUCUGUUUCAGCAGCUUAAUGGAUGAAGAACGGUGGAUAUGGUUUUAAUUAUAAUAAUCUAAAAUUCUCUAAUUAACCACUUGGGUAUGGGGUCGCUCGAUACUGAGUAAAACUGUUUGACAUUAGCUGAAUAAAAUAUUAAAAGUGGCGUCCAGUAGCACAGGGGUUACAGUGAUGUCCCAAACAAAUAUUGUACUAUGUACUGUAAUAUGAAUAGGGAUAUUUUUUCAAAUUACCAGUAUGUUCAGUCAAAGGCAUCAUUAUCUUCUCUUGUUUGUUAAAAUUAUUUCACACUUUCAGUACACAGGUACAUGUACUGUAUAAUUCUCAUCCUGACUUGCUGUUAUUGUACAUUUUAUUCUUUUUACUUUGUGAUAAUGACUUACAGUACAGUACAGUGCAGUAAUGUCUACUCAAACUAGGCUUUCUUAGUAUUAGUGUACUGUACAUUCGUUAGAUCACAACCAAUACUGUUAAUGUGAUUAAAAACAUCUUUAUUUUGUGCCUCCAUGUUUUAUAAAAUAAUUUGUUUAAUUAAUUCAUCAGUGUGUGUUGUGUAUGAAUAUCCGUCUGCAUUGUAUUUUUAUGUUUAAAUUGCCAGACUUUUGUGCAUGUCAUCAGUUUCGUCUCACGUGUACAGUAGUAACUAAGUAUUAUUUUGACAUUUUUGUUCCUGUAAAUAAAUGAUUUUCAAUUUGA
Homarus americanus (American lobster) is the source of this 5220-nucleotide messenger RNA. Its product is annotated as FAST kinase domain-containing protein 1, mitochondrial-like. The record is from RefSeq and is a predicted model, not a curated record. Gene Ontology annotation, molecular function: RNA binding. Gene Ontology annotation, biological process: regulation of mitochondrial mRNA stability; mitochondrial RNA processing. The transcript is spliced from 8 exons. Lineage: Eukaryota; Metazoa; Arthropoda; Malacostraca; Decapoda; Nephropidae. The coding region runs from base 1063 to 3999 and encodes 978 amino acids. Gene Ontology annotation, cellular component: mitochondrial matrix; ribonucleoprotein granule.